Cydia amplana is the source of this 1752-nucleotide messenger RNA. RefSeq names its product visual system homeobox 2-like. Gene Ontology annotation, cellular component: nucleus. The record is from RefSeq and is a predicted model, not a curated record. Gene Ontology annotation, molecular function: DNA-binding transcription factor activity, RNA polymerase II-specific; sequence-specific double-stranded DNA binding. Lineage: Eukaryota; Metazoa; Arthropoda; Insecta; Lepidoptera; Tortricidae. Gene Ontology annotation, biological process: regulation of transcription by RNA polymerase II. The coding region runs from base 59 to 1249 and encodes 396 amino acids. The transcript has 9 exons.
AAAGUGACUGAUUGUGACUAUGUAAAGUUAAGCUCAGUGCACACGUGCGAGCUCAAGCAUGCAGGCGAUGAGCGCAAACUCGAGCGCUCCGCGCGCGCCCCAGCGCUCGCCGUUCGCCAUCCAAGAGCUGCUGGGCUUGAGCGAUACUCGGGAGAGCCGGGAGAGAUACUUUGAGAGCCGCGACAACGACAGAGUGUUGAAUUUGUCGGAGAGUAGAGACAGGCCGUCGUACGCGCCGCAGUUCCCGCUGCCGGCGUCCGUGGCGUCUCGCGUGGCGUACGCCGCGGCGUUCAACGCACAGGCUGCGGUCGCGGCAGCGUUCUUGCCCGCGCCGCCAAUGCUCCACCCACCACCUGGCUUCCCGCAGAUCAAGUCGCCCUACAGCCCUUCGCAGCCGCAUCUCUCAGCGGUUCGGCAAUUUUAUUCAGGAGUGUCGUCUCUGGAGGCGGCGAAAGACUUUACUGUCGACGGACUCACGGGUUACAAUGGGAAGAAGAAGAAGAAAAAACGCCGACACAGCCGCACAAUCUUCACAUCGUACCAGCUGGACGAGCUAGAGAAAGCCUUCAAAGACGCACACUAUCCCGAUGUGUACGCGCGGGAGAUGCUCUCCCUCAAGACAGACCUGCCCGAAGACCGCAUACAGGUGUGGUUCCAAAACCGACGAGCGAAAUGGCGCAAGACGGAGAAAUGCUGGGGCCGCUCCACCAUCAUGGCCGAGUACGGGCUCUACGGGGCCAUGGUGCGGCAUUCGCUGCCCCUGCCCGAGACCAUCCUAAAGUCCGCCAAGGAGAACGACACCGUCGCGCCGUGGCUACUCGGCAUGCACCGAAAGUCGCUGGAGGCGGCCCACCACCUGAAGGAGUCAGGGUCGGAGCGCGAAGGCUCGGAGGCCGAAGGCGACCGCCCGCACUCCGCCUCGCCGCAUGAACACCAUGACAACCAUGAUGCGCAGGCGCAGAGUUCCCCCGCCAGCAGCACCACCGCCUCCUCCUCAGCCAAGGGCCGCGCGUCACCAGAGGGUGCCUCCUAUGAGGACCCUGAAGCCUUCCGGAACAACAGCAUCGCCUGUCUGCGGGCCAAGGCGCAGGAACACCAGGCCAGGAUCCUUUCCAACAAUAUCUUGCUUCAGGUCCGAGGUCUAGCGCGGACGCCCAGCACACCCCACGAUGACGACGGCCCCGUCGACAUCGACGUCGGUACCGAGCCCCCCCCGCUCGACCCCCACGCCCCUCCCUCCCUCUACUGACCUCUACAUUCCAACCCCGCGAUUGGUCGAACGCGCGCGCUCAUCGGUUAAGAACACUUGUGAUUAGUGGAAUUCGAAAACAUCUUUACAUUCCAACUCUGUGAUUGGUCGACGUGCGCUGAUUGGUUGACAACCAAAUCUUGUGAUUGGUGGAUUUGAAAGACCGUUACGUUCAAACGUAUUAAGUGUAAUUAUGUAAAUUAUUAAGCGUAUUUAACUAAAUCCCUAUUUUUCGUGCAAUACAUUUAGUUAAGUAUUUAUGUGUGUAGCUUGUGUUAAUACUAUAGGCGUUGUAAAAAGUACCAGCACUUAGAUAUUAUUGUAUAACGGUAUUUAGUUGUAAGUAAGUAAUCUUGACCGUUAUAGACCAGUUUAACUCGAGGCAAGACUAAAACGGUACUAAAUUUAUGAAAGUGUUAGUUAUUAAGUAUUUUCAAUGUUGAGAGGUUGUCAUUAAUUUUAUCGAAAUUUGAAUUCAGAUACAGCCUAAUUUGUAACUUGUA